AGUCCUGUCUGCUGGCAUAUCUGUUCCCUCUCUUUCAUAUCCCAAGAAAACAGGUAGAAGAGAAAGGAGAUGGAGAGAGUUCCAGCUUGCCUUCCAAAUGGAAUGAAAUCAGUGAAAGUUCCCCCACAUACAGAGUCAGCGCAUUCCCCCACCCCGUCAUCAAAUCAAACCUGGUUAGGGGACCUCUCCCUCAGAUAUCACCCCCUCCUCAAGCGGAACACAGGCUCAGCAGUCACAAAAGCCUGGAUUUGAAUCUUGGCUCUGUCAUUUUUUAUAGUUGUGUGGAACCGCAAGGAAGAUGCUUGACCUUUUUGAGCCUCAGUGUUCCCGCCUAUAAAAUGGAGAUAAUAGUUACCAACGUCACAGACUCACGCCAAAGAUUCAUUGUGAGACUAUAUAAACAGGGCUGUGCCUGGCACUUUGUAAGGGCUCAAAAAUUGCUAUUAAUGUUUUGGCGAUAGUUGACGUUUGGAGCCUGUUUUCCUUUCUACAAAUAAACUGUACAGUGUUAAUUUACCUGUCUUGCCCUGGAUAGAAAUGUUGGGGUGAGGGUAGAAGAAAGGGAAGCAUUCCAUGGGAUUUGUCCCCUUUACUCCUCCUGCCAACUCCCUUUUCCCUGGCCCCUCUCGUUUGAUCAGGAGCAGGACUGUCCCAGUCCCGAGAGCAGAGAAGGGCCAGGGCUGCACAUUUAGUCUUCUUGGAGCAGGCGUUUUGCAGCCAGCGAUGCCAUUUCUUAACGUGCUCUCGGCAUCUUCUCCCUCCCCAACUUGUAGGUCCCUCUCUCAUUUCAAAAGCCCUCCCAGGACUUCAAGAUAAAACACUUCCACCCUGGGCAAAUCGUUUUCAUUGAAUUCUCCAGUUUGCUGUCUCCAGUGCUGAAGAGAGACAUUUUAAUUAAUUACAGUCCCUGUGGGCUCAAGGAUCAAUAGAAGUAAAGAGCCGUGGGAUGAAUUUCUAGCCUCUGCUCUGUUUCCAGCUCCCUCUGUGACCUUGCACUAGUCGCUCAAAGCCCUCCAGGCCUCAGUUUACUCCUCUGUAAAAUGGGAGUACCUGUUUUUUCCCGGAGUGCCGGGAACCUCCAAAAAGGUAGGGUGAUCAAAAGUAUUAUAAACUGUAGAGUGCUGAGCACAAGUAAAUUAUUAUUGGGAUUGUAUUUAUUCAAAUCAGGGAUGUUUCUCUUCUGAGCCAUUUCUGGAACCUUCUUCCUUUUGCUUCUUUGAUGAGACCAGCUGGUAGGUUCCAUCUCUCUUUCUAAGCCUGAGAGAAGCAAGCAGCCCAGACAGAAUUAGGCAGGUGGAUGUGUAGAGAGGGUCCUGGUCUCCCAGCCCUAAGUUUCUCCAAAAGGAAGAGUGAUCAUACUAGUGGGACCUGGGAUAAGAAGCCAAAGCCUGGGAUUUUUCUGAAGAGUCCUGGCCCCUAACUGUUCUGACAUUCACUUCUCUGGCCACCUCUGGCACUGAGCCUUUAUAACCAUGAACAGAAGCCUUAUUUAUUCCAGCCUCUUCUUCUUUCUUCCUGCAGUGUAUUCUACACACAGCAGCCAGGGUGAUCUUUCUGAUGAUGUACAAGUCUGGUCAUGUUCCUACCCUGCUCAGAGCCCUCCCACGGCUUCCCACAGCCUUUAGGACAAAAUCUCGAGUUCUUGGUGUGGUGGCCCAGGCUCCGUAUGACCUGGCCCUGUCAGCUUCUCCAGUCACCAUCUCCUGCUCCCCCUCCAACUCCCUUGGGUCCAGCGUAGCCCACCCACUGUCGCCAGACACACAUUCUCCACCUGGUCCACAGGCCUCGAACAUGCUGCCCAGUGGGAAUUCCCCUGGCCUGGUCCCCCACAUGCUUCGGGUCUCCGCUGAGACAUCUCCUCCCCCAGCAAGCCUUCCCUGACCACCCUGCCUUCCCUCAGUCACAGUGGGUUCCCCUGGCACCCUGUGCUUGGGGAAGUCAUGGCCCCAUCCGUAUCCCAGGACAGUUCCUUUCCUUGGCAGUUUCCUCUCACCUUGCCUACCCCCUACCAGUGCGUGAGUUCCUUGAGAGCUGUGCCUGUAUGACUUGUGGACUGUCAUAACCCGGGGCCCCUAGCAUGCCUCCUGCCACAGAGUGCGUACCAAAUAACAGAGUGAAGAGUGGACUUAGAAUGUGACCACUGGAUGAGAAACCUGGGGGUACACCAUCACCUGGGCACUUCUCAGAUGCCAGCUUCCUGACCCCACCCCAGCACGGAUGCAGGUUCCUGUGGGUGUGCCAGGAAUCUGCGUGUUUAACAAAAAGCAUACAUGCAGGUGGUUCUGAUGCAGAUUUGAGGUGCUCUCAGCGAUCUGGUCCAAGCCUUGCAGUUUACAAGACAGGAAAGUGAGGUCCUGAGAUAGAUAGUAAGUGACUUCUGCAAGAUCUCAGUUCCACCGCAUCCCUCCCUCUCUUUCUCUCUCUCUCUCUCUUUCAUACAUAUAUUUUUGUGAGAUAAAGUAAGGGUCCAACACUUUUUUCACUCCCAAAAUGUUGAUCUUCAAGAAAGCCAUGGGAAGCACAGGAGAGAGAAUUUUGUCUUUUGUCCCUGUUUUAACCUUAGAUCUGAACUAGGAAACCUUGGCAUGUUUUUAUUUCUUUUCCAUAAAAAGUACCUACCUCAGAAUAUGGGCUACUUAUUUUUAAAAUUCGAAACAGUUACUUUCAGUCCAAGAUGUAUGUAAUUUUUUAAAACGUAGGAAAUCCCUGAUGUUUCAUUUUUCUGUUUCAGAGAUGAUUUGUAGAGAGUAUGAAUUAUCCUGCCUGGUGCCACGAGGUCUAUUUUUAUCCAUAUGGAGAUGCUGCGAGUAAACUGAGAGGACAUAUUUACUGUUGCUUAUAGUACCCAGUGAGGCUGCCUCUCUUUAAAGCUCGCUAGAGAGAAGCCAUUGUAGCAACAUGUGUUUAUAAUUCAUUCCAUCAGCUCAUUAGGACAAAAUGGGGAGGAAGGCUUCACCAGCUCCACAUGGAACAGAUAAAGUGGAGCGUGUUCAAGAGGAAAGCCCUGGGGACGCCAGGGAGUGAGGAAGGACUAAAGAAACUGGAUAUUCAGGUUUUCAUAGAAGAACCAGAGGCUGUAAAUGCCUGAAGUGCUGGGAUGGCAGGGAGAGGGCAUGAAAGGCAAGGGAGAACCUGGACCUGAGGGUGGGAAAGGCCUUCCACUGGAGGACAGGGAAGAACUUUCCAGCAGUGGAAUCCUGCCAGUGAGUGUCCUCAAAGGGCUCACACAAUCAGCAAAAGAAGACCUUUUUCUUGGGAGAUGGGCAGAAGCUGAAGGACUGGCACGACAAAGAAGCCAUCAAGAGGGAUGCUCAGCGUGUAGGAAACGGAGAACAAGGGAGGCCCUUCCCCAUGACCGAUGCUGAAAGAGUGGAUCAGGCAUACCGAGAAAAUGGAUUUAACAUUUACGUCAGUGAUAAAAUCUCCCUGAAUCGCUCUCUCCCUGAUAUUCGGCACCCAAACUGCAACAGCAAACGCUACCUGGAGACGCUCCCCAACACCAGCAUCAUCAUCCCCUUCCACAACGAGGGCUGGUCCUCCCUCCUCCGCACCGUUCACAGCGUGCUGAACCGCUCGCCCCCGGAGCUGAUUGCCGAGAUUGUCCUGGUGGAUGACUUCAGUGACCGAGAGCACCUGAAGAAGCCACUUGAAGACUACAUGGCCCUUUUCCCCAGCGUGAGGAUUCUCCGAACCAAGAAACGGGAAGGGCUGAUAAGGACCCGGAUGCUGGGGGCCUCAGCAGCAACUGGGGAUGUCAUCACAUUCUUGGACUCACAUUGUGAAGCCAAUGUCAACUGGCUCCCCCCCUUGCUUGACCGCAUUGCUCGGAACCGCAAGACCAUUGUGUGCCCAAUGAUCGAUGUGAUUGACCACGACGACUUCCGGUAUGAGACGCAGGCGGGGGAUGCCAUGCGGGGCGCCUUUGACUGGGAGAUGUACUACAAGCGGAUCCCGAUCCCUCCAGAACUGCAGAAAGCUGACCCCAGCGACCCAUUUGAGUCUCCUGUGAUGGCCGGCGGACUGUUCGCCGUGGAUCGGAAGUGGUUCUGGGAGCUGGGCGGGUACGACCCAGGCUUGGAGAUAUGGGGAGGGGAGCAGUAUGAAAUCUCGUUCAAGGUGUGGAUGUGUGGAGGCCGCAUGGAGGACAUUCCCUGCUCCAGGGUGGGCCAUAUCUACAGGAAGUACGUGCCCUACAAGGUCCCCGCCGGAGUCAGCCUGGCCCGGAACCUGAAGCGAGUGGCGGAGGUGUGGAUGGACGAGUACGCGGAGCACAUCUACCAGCGCCGGCCCGAGUACCGCCACCUCUCCGCUGGAGAUGUAACUGCACAGAAAAAGCUCCGCAGCUCCCUUAACUGCAAGAGUUUCAAGUGGUUUAUGACCAAGAUCGCCUGGGACCUGCCCAAAUUCUACCCACCUGUGGAGCCCCCGGCCGCAGCGUGGGGUGAGAUCCGCAAUGUGGGCACAGGGCUGUGUGCAGACACGAAACAUGGGGCCCUGGGCUCCCCACUGAGGCUGGAGAGCUGCGUCCGGGGCCGAGGGGAGGCCGCCUGGAACAACAUGCAGGUGUUCACCUUCACCUGGAGAGAGGACAUCCGGCCUGGAGACCCCCAGCACACCAAGAAGUUCUGCUUCGACGCCAUCUCCCACACCAGCCCCGUCACCCUCUACGACUGCCACAGCAUGAAGGGCAACCAGCUGUGGAAGUACCGCAAAGACCAGACCCUGUAUCACCCCGUCAGCGGCAGUUGCAUGGACUGCAGUGAACGUGACCACAGGAUCUUCAUGAACACCUGCAACCCCUCCUCCCCCACUCAGCAGUGGCUGUUUGAACACACCAACUCAACAGUCUUGGAAAAAUUCAAUAGCAACUGAGCCUUCACGUUCCCGUGGCAGGCCUGGCAGGGUCCUCUCCGGCAUUCACUGCAGCCUCCCUCUCCCAAGAGAGGCAGGGCUUCUGCGGACUCCGUCACGUAAAAGCUGCUGGCCAGCCGGGCCAGGGCAGAGGGGGCGCUUGAAGCUGGGCCAGGUGUCUGCCUGGCCCUGCAGGCCCAGAGUGGUGGAGCCGGGAUAGAGAGCAGACCCCACAAGAGGCCCCGCUCAAGAGCAGAGCCUGCUGCACCCCUGGUGGCAUCACGGAAAUCCAGGAGAGCCUUUUCAACUUUGUCACCACGUUCCCUUGAGCAUUAUGCAGGAGGACUGCCAGGGCAGCCCUAGACCACCCUAAAAUGAGUCCUCUGAGGCUGCCUAGCCUUCAGGUGGCUCAUACAUGACAGUCCUGCAGAGAGAGAGGCAAAUUCUGUCUGUAGGGGGGGCAGCUUUUAGCACCAGUGCCACCCAUCUGCAGCAGAAGGGAAAAAGUCUUUCUCGGGGCCACUGGUUUCAGCCUUUGAAUUUUUGCCUGCCCAGCGUCUGUUCUCUGUCACAGCCCCAGGAGAUGCAGUCAGUCGAAAGCCGUGCCUCGGGCCCUCCGAGUGUACAAUACUGACCACUGGCCAGCUGCCAGGCCUGGGGGCAGCAGCGCGACCCGCAGAUAUUCCUUUGCAGCCGUGGACAGACGGGAUGUCUCCCCUUGCUCUCAGGGUACUCGAAAUGCCCAUUUUAGCGCUCUCCGGGCACAAGGACAGCCCAGCCACCAGCUUUUCAGGACUGUGUUUCAGAUGGCCUUGGGCCUGUGGCACGGGCCCAGUAGAAAACCUCCAAACUAGAAAUUCUGGCUGAAUUUCCCUCAUCAGUGCUUCCAUAUCUCCCCCCCCCCCACCCCCGCCUCUCUCUCUCUCUCUUUCUCUCUCUCUCUCUCUCUCUCUCUCAGCCAACUGCCUUCCUCAGGAGAGGAACAGAGGUGUGAGGUCCGGAGGCCUCCAGGGUGGACCAUGGGCAGAUGCCUAGCCUCUGACUCAUUGUGGUUCUGGUUCUCAUAUGGAAUUAUAGAAUUUUUAAGGAACUCUGUACUGUGAUCACAAACUAAAAUGACACGUAGGAUUCUGGUAUUCUAGCAUCCAAUAUGGAUUUCUAGGAUGCUGUGCUUAGCCAGCCAAGUGUAAGACAUUCGAGGCAGCCCCCCCAGCCUAGAGACAAUCUGUGAAGUCCAAUGUUGGUGGUGCUGGGGGAGGGGGCAGGAGACCUGUGUCCGUCAGCUCAUACCGGAGGCCUUGGUGUGACACGGUCCUCAGCCCAGACCUAAAGCCCUGCCAACCUGCCACCAUGGUCACACCUGCAGUGGAGAACAGAUCCCAGUGUCCCAUGAACAGACAUGUACCUAGCUCCAUGCCAGUCCUUUGUGUUUACCUUUUGCUUUGUUACUUAUGUGUCAGCCUCCCAGAGGGCUCCCAAACUAAUAGGAAGUGUUUCUGUAACCAGCCUGCCACCCACUGAUUCAGACAUGGAAAUCGCAGUCUACAGCCCACGGCUUCUGCCAGCUAGCCCAGGAAGUCCUUGAAUCAGUAUUCCAAUUAGAGUCGAGCCUCUCGACUGUGUUAUUUACCAAUGAAAUAACUGAGACAUAAAUCUGGGAGCAGAGCCACGAAUCUGCCUUUGAGAUGCUGGCUGAUCUCAAGGCUGUCAAUUAUCUGGGGAGGGAAGUAAACAUUCCCGGCCACCACCACCCCGAUUAAGCGUGCAGCGGGCGAAGUGUCACUUCCACUUCUGCCUCAGCACAAGCCCUGCUCUGGCCACCUGCCCGUAGGAGAGGCAGCCCCGUGCUUACAAAGCCUGCUUGUCGAUCCCUGGUGUCUUUUCCAAGGGAGUGCUAUAUCUUUAGAAGUGGCCCUCUGUAGGAAGGAGUCGAAGAUGAGACCCCUUUCAGAAUCUAGGAUAACAAGAGUGUCGCAAUAUGGGAGAACUGAGUUAGGAUUCAUCAUCAGAGAGUAAUUCAGCAUCAUUAAAAUACAAACUGUGCCUUUUAAAAAGAAAAAAUGCAAAUGUACAGCCAAUCCCUAAACUUGAAUCAUUUCCUAGUGCCUUGCUAGACAUAAAGGGGCGGGGUUGGGGGGAGGGGAAACAUUUUUGGUGGUGUGUGCAGUUCCUGUUGGAUGAGUGUGUGUUUCUUAAUGUCUAAUUUCAAGCAGGAGGCGUUGGGCCUAGAGCAGGAUCUGAGACAGCAAUGCCUCCCAAGGGCCAGAGGCCAGAAGUUAUUCCAUUUUAUGCAAAUAACACCCCAAAUUUAAAGGGUAACUGCAUGGCUCACUUAAUCUGUGGCCAAGAAGGGCCUCAGCAGCCCCUGGGAGAGGGCCCUGUUUGGAAGCCAUGCCUGCAGCCCCAAAUCCCACGCCCAGGUGGAGGGCGGAGCAAUGGCUAGGUUUCCAAAUGGUCCCACUCCAAGUGGGUGACAGGACGCAUGUGGGAAGCAGGAGCAGCAGCAAGCGGUCCUCAGUCGUCCUCUUUUCCAUCCUUUGGUUCUCCUUUUGAGUCUGGCUUUGCACCCUCAACAAGGGAUGGGCAGGUCCUCUGAGCACUCUGGCAUUUGUAAUUGCUGAGCCCACAUCUGUAGGUGCUGAGACUUGACAUAGCCUGUAAUCAAGGAAGGAAGGAGAGAAGUCCAUUUGUUAACUGGCCAACUGAUCGCACAUACUAGCCACCCAUUGUUUUGUCUUCAUUUUGGAAAACCACCUGGCUCAAGGAUCCAGGUCCCUGCUCCACCCUGGCUGAUGCUCAGUCAAAUAGCCAGGAGCCUGUGGAGGUGCCGUCAGCCAGGUAAUGUGUGAGAACGUGGACCCUUUUUCCUUUAGAGCCUUUCUUCUGAGCAUGGGGUCGCAAAACAGGGUGUGGCUAGAGAGUAUCAUGCCUGUGUGGCCCACCAGCAGCCUUUCCAAAGGGGGACUCCAGAAACAUUUUGGAAUGCAAAGAGCAUCUUCACUGUCAGUACAAGGCCUUGGAGGAGGUGGCUAAGUGUGCAGGCACACGUGGGAAAAGCCAUUCCACCUUGUGCUUCCAGUUGGAGCUUUCAACUUUUAAAACAGUCCAGGAGCUAUCAGUUCCCUAUUUUUGGAAGAAAUAGCUCAGAGGCAGAAGGGAGUACAUCCACAAAAGGGAUCUAAUGGGAGAUACGACCUUAGGACCUGGGGAGAAAGAGCAGUUCUUGUUGAAGAUGUAGUUCUUGUUGGAUUCCCAAAGUCCACAUGGUAUUCGCCACCUGCUGAAUUUCUUUUUCUCCUUAAGGAAUAGGUGAUGUCCUUGAAGAUGACGCCAUAUUUCUUUCUGUGCAUCUCUCUACUUUUCGUCUCUGAAGUUUCAGAAGAGUGGCGAAGCACUUUACAGUAGUAACUGAGAAAUCUGGACUCCUUGCUUCAGGGAUCCCUCGUUUGCACAGAUUGGGUGAUCCUUUGUAAUUCUUAGAAGGCAAUGCAUUUUUAAUUAAGUUUUCUGAAGAUUUCUAAGUGUGGGAGAAGGGCAAGGUGCGAGUUCUGUCCUGGAAUUCUUUUCUGCUUUCAACUGAUGCAUUUUUGUGAAAAUCCAAGUAAUAUGUUUGUUCAAACUUGAUCUUGAGCCAAGGCCCACUGUCACCUUUGGGGUGGGAGUUGGACCUACAUUCCAAGCGACAAGGUCCUCUUAACAUCCACUCCCAAAAUGGCUUUGAUUCAGCCAUGCCAGCCAACAAGGUCAGGGUCCUGCUCUGUUACAGGCCUGAAGGUGGAUCCCAAAGGGAUUACAAGCAAGGAAUACUUGAGAAGUCAGACCUGGGAUUCCAUAGAGAAAGCUCGAGACCGCCAACCUCUCAUCUCCUGCCUGGAAAAGUGAGCCUUUGUGAAGACCUGACUUACCAUGUACAACUGUGAUUGUGACUGUUGUUGAGUAAACCUCCAGACUUUUCUCUAAUGUGGUCUCUGGCUAAUUCCUUGUCCUGCGCCAUUCUCCAGUCCAUCGUUCCCUGUGUAUUCGUCGAGCACCCGCUCAGUGCCCAGGGCCUCUGCUAGGUCCAGAAUAAAUUCCCAACAGCCAUCGUUCUAGAGAGGAAGGCAGACCUCAAACAACUCACCACGAUGAUGUCAGGUGUGAAUAGGGCUAUGAAGGAUAUAAACAAGGUAUUUUAGAGACUGGGGUAGGGAUCAACGUGAGGUAGGAUAGUCAGGGAACGCCUCUGUGAGAGCUGGAUGAUAUGAGGAGGGUGUACGAGCCAAGAGGCAGCUUGGUGGAGGAGCAUUCCGGGCAAAGGGAACAGGCAGUGCAAAGGCCCUGAGGGAGGAAGGAGUUCCCGUGUUGGAGGCACAGAAGGAGUUCACAGACUUAGGCGAGGUAGCCCACAAGGGGUCUUACACCCAAAGAGCACACCCACAAGUGGAGGAUUUCAGUGAAAAUGUGAAACAAGCUUAGCUCAUGUCUUAUGUUCACCCAUGAGCCACAAGUCCCUGCUUACCAAAGCGUUGUGAUGCUUCUGAGUAUUCGAUUAUGUAAUACCAUGUAGUGGAAAGAACGCUGGUUGGCCCAGCUCUGCAACAGACUCGGUGAGAUCUUGGGCAAAUCCUGCCCGCUAACUAGGUCCCAGUUUUACACAGUGAAGUGAGUUUUUUGAUGAUGCUUCCAGCGCCACCUGUGCUCCUGUGGCUGAGUCUUGGGGUGGGGCUGCAGGAGGCCAUGAACAGAAGCUAUCCUGGUGCUGUCGUUCAGGGCCCACUAGAGGGCGCUGUGGACCGCGGCUUGGAGAAGGCUGAUUAACAGAAAGGGGGCUCUGAUCGCUGGCCACUGCGGCAGGUUUGAGCCCUGGAACACGAAGGUAGAUACUGUCUUUUGUAACUCGUGUUGUUCGUUGUUGUUGUUGUUUGAAAAAUCUUUUACCACCCAUGAAUUCUAAACAGUUUAAUGGUUUCUUUAAAAAGAUUUUACUAGGAAAUAAAGGGAGGGAAGAACAUUCCAGGUGUAGGGGCAGCCUGGGCAAAGACCCUGUGGGGGGAGCAUGACAGGUAUGAAGGUCAGUGAGCUGGAGCAGAGUGGGACAGACAGAGGAGACGAGAAGGAGGGGCAAACCGAGCCAGGCCCUGCGGGGCCUUGCGGGCCGUGUUACCGAGUCUCUGAUCUUUAUAUAUAUAUAUAUAUAUAUAGUUUUGUUUUUGUUUUUGUUUUUUUGCGGUACGCGGGGCUCUCACUGUUGUGGCCUCUCCCGUUGCGGAGCACAGGCUCCGGACGCGCAGGCUCAGCGACCAUGGCUCACGGGCCCAGCCGCUCCGCGGCAUGUGGGAUCUUCCCGGACCGGGGCACGAACCCAUGUCCCCUGCAUCAGCAGGCGGACUCUCAACCACUGCGCCACCAGGGAAGCCCCACUGAUCUUUAUUUUAAAAGCAGCAGGAACCAUUAAAGGGUUUGGGCAGAGUGAGAGCAUCAGUUGUGACUUUGACGGACGUCUAGAGCCAGGAAUGAGUUGCUCAAGGUGCUAGGCACGUACUAGGCACCUGGAGCCCGCAGAGUGAGAAACAAAUCCAGCGCAACUGGCCCUCAGGUGCUCUUCAAAGUCACUGACAGCUGAGGCGGGCGACGGGAGAAGAUCACGUUUCUCAUCCAUUUUAGUUCCUCAUCCUCCCAAGUCUGCGAGCGAGAGGAGAAUCCAAGGUAAAAAAGCGCUUAGCCGGACACACAGUGGGAGCUCUUUUGUGUUGUUGGCAUACUUAUUGGGAAACAGAUUCAGAGAAUUUGCCAGUGUGCUCAAAGGUUUGCAUUUUUCUUUUCUCACGGUGGGGUUGGGACUUCGGGGCUCCUGGCACUUAGGACUCAGUAAGUAUUUGAUGAAUGGACAAAUGGAUGAAUAAUCUAGUUUCAGAUUACACUUCAGGCCUUUUUUUCCUCCACUCUCAGCCCACAGAUCCUACAGUGAGUUCUACCAUGUUUGCUAUAUGCUGUGUGCCCUUGAGAAAGUCCCUUCCCCUCCCUGGGCCUCAGGUUCUCCUUGCAACCAUGAGAAGAAGGGGAGCAAAUUAGAUAACGGUCAACCCGGAAUCUUCUAGUUCCACAAGUCUUGCAUCCAGUAUUUUGCAAUGGCCCAGAUUGUGUUAAGGAUUUAUUUUCCAAGUUCAGCUACGGGAUGAGAUCCCCUCCUGGUUCUAUUAUUGGUGUCUCCCACCCGCGAGCUUCUGGCCUUCUGGUGAAGUGGGUCCAGGACUCAGCAUCCAAAGCCUCCUUCCUGCAGCUGCUCACAGCUCUGCCAAUCUCCGGCCUCAGGCAGCUGUCUCCUCUUUUGUUCACCCUCAGUGCCUGGGCUGCCCAGCUUGGCAAUACCUGGCGUCCCGAAUGGUGCUCAGGGCAGCCUGCGGCUCUUGCCUUCAAGUCUGACUUGAUUCAGGUUGGCAGGCUGACAGCCCUGGGCACACUUCACACCCACUCUCACACACACAACGCCAUAGAAACAAAAGAACACACGGUGAGCCCUCAGAAAAAGCAGGUUUCUUAGCAACUUUACAGCCUUCGUUCAUGAGCUACUUGAAAUUGAAGCAGCGUCUGAUCUCCUGCCAGCUCCUGCCUGGGGAUGGGGAGAAGGGGAUGGCGGGUCUGUCUUUGCUGGAGCUGAGAGCUCAGCUUCCCCACCGCUGGCCUAUCAGUCAGCCUGGGAGGCAGAGGCCUAAAUUCCAGGUUUGUCCAGGUUCUAGGAGAGUCCUCGCUACGGUUGCUUCACAGCUGCAGCGGCAGAAUUCAAUCAACAAACCAUACUGAAACAUGUACUGUGGGCUCGUGGUGGUCCAUGCUCUGUGCCCAGAGUGGUUGAUCCCAGCUCUGUCCUCGGCCCUGGAAAAAGACAGGUAAAUAAGGGACCACCUGCAACCUCUAGAGCCUAGUGAUGAGAACAAACAAGGACACAGACAGGUGAGAAGAGAAUAACUUGAUUUCCGCUGCACUGCCUACAGGUUGCAGUUUGCACUAUUUUACACCUUGCAGCUUUACCCCAGGCCUUUAGAAUAAAACCCAAACUUUUUAGCCAGGCCCAAAAGGUCCUUUGGAGCUGGCCCCUGCCUGCUUCUCCAUCACGUCCUAACAGGGCUUAGGUGCCCACACAGGCCAAGGCUUUCCCACCUCCAGACCCCGCUGGACUCUGUUUGGAAUGUUCUCCACCUGCUCUGCAGCUUCUUUUCAUCCUUUGGGUGUCAGCCCAACUGUCACCUCACCCAAGAGGCUUCUCUAUCAAGAACAGACCCACACACAUCGUUCACUCAUUCUCAGCACCUCUGUAGCCCCCCUCCUCACACUUAUCCUGAUAACACAGUCUGUUCUCGUGAUUCACAGCAGUUUUGUUCUAUAAAGUCACCAUGGACACUAAAUGAGCGAAUACAGACCCAUCACUCCUAGGGGAAGCACAGGAUUAGGUUCCUGCCAGCCUUUGGUCACCACAUUUUCAUCAAGCCAUCAAUACAUAACCUUGUUUUAUGUGCAUUUCUGUUUAAAGACACUUCAUUUCAUAUAGAUCAUUAAUCCAUUCACAUUGAACUCACAGCCAACACUAUAACUCAUGCCUCAAUGAAACUUAUCUAACAUAUAUCUUUUCUCCGUCAGGCACAUCCCAGCCUUCUGUGCUUAGGAACGCUAGGCAGUACCUCAGCACUAUGCUUACAGGGCAUUUUAAACCAAAGCCAUCAACGAAAGCACAGAAAUGUAAACAGUGCAACCCAGAAUAAGAUGGCAAGAAGGACUUUUGUUUACAGUGCGAGAGCUGAAUUGACCUCAGCUGGGAACAUGCAUGGUGGGUGACUCCAAUUUUUCUCCACUCUACACAUGCACACGUCCAGAAGUGACCUCAAAAGUGCAGCAAGUAUCGGUUUUGAGGUUACAAGUACAUUUUAGUGAGUAGGCAAAUUUGCAAACCAAAAUUAGCAAAUGAGGAUUAUUUUAAUUAUUAGUUAUUUUAUUCCUUCAUUUAGGUGUUUGAUGUCUUUCUCCUCACUGGACUUCAUGAGGGUAAUGCUCUUUCUGUACUGCUCACCAUUUUAUCCCCAGCUCUUAGCAGAACUGAUUCGGACUUUGAAAAUUGUUGAGCUAUUGUUGAACCAAAUAACUUAUCUCUGGAAUUUUUGUUUUGUGAGAUUUAUUAAUACUCAUGUUUUAUGUCACUGUUAGUUGCAUAUUUAGUGAGGGCCAAAAUAAAACAGCUACCCAGGGCUUUCUCCUGAUCACACUCACAGAAGAUUGAUAGAUAAAUCAAAACUUGAAUUUUUCAUGGGCAUUAGAAUUUUCCAGUGAGGCAAAUAAUUACAUGCAGUUUCCUAGUCUCAGCUGAAUUAUUCCUUAGAAACUUGCUUGGUAACCUAGCGUUAAAGAAAGAAGUGGAGAGGGCUAAGGGAAUUUUUGCCUUCCCCAUGACAGAGUAUACACAGGCCCCUAUAUCCAUACAUAAAUUCAUUUCUGAAAAUGUGACUAAUCUCAAAAGUCAAACGACAAAUGCAUUCUGUCAACAGAGCACAUCUGUUCCUAGGUGAUAAAAUAUGGUAUAACUCUCGCAAUUACACUUGCAUUUCUGGACACAACCUUUGAUGAUAUAUAUCCAGUCUUGACUAAUACAACUUCAAUUUGAUUGUUUUCCUUCACAAAUCAAAAAGCAGGCUUGAGAACAUCCAGUGGAGGCUAAAGAUUCAUUCCUUUCAAUAAAUCUAGUUAUUUCUCUUUUUUUCCAGUUUUAAGUCAGUAAAAUGUUAUCUUUUAAAAAUUUUUAUUGGAGUCGAGUUGAUUUACAAUGUUGUUAGCUUCUGCUGUACAGCGAAGUGAAUCAAUUAUACAUAUAUACAAAAAUCACAUAUAUACAUAUAUAAUUACACAUAUAUCCACUCUUUUUUAGAUUCUUUUUCCCACAGAGGUCAUUACAGAGUAUUGAGUAGAGUUCCCUGCGCUAUACAGUAGGUUCUUAUUAGUUAUCUAUUUUAUACACAGUAGUGUGUAUAUGUCAAUCCCAAUCUCCCAAUUCAUCCCUCCCCCCACUUCCCUCCUAGUAACCGUCCAAGUUUGUUUUAUACGUCUGUGACUCUGUUUCAUAAACAAGUUCAUUUGUACCAUUUUUUGAUUCCACAUGAAAUCUAAUUAUUUCUAUCUCUAUAUCAAUUAUAAAGAGUUAAUGAUACACAUACUUCCUUUUUUAAACAGCCUUAUUGAGCUGUAAUUCACCCAUUUACAGUGUAUAAUACAAUGUUCUUAGUAUGUUCACAAGGCUGUGCAGCCAUCCCCACUUCCUAAUUCCAGAACACUUCUGUCCCCCUAGAAAGAAGCCCUGUACCCAUUAGCGCUCACUCCCCACCCCGGCCCCCGACCCCAAGACCCUCAGCCGUUGGCAACUGCUAAUCUUACUGUCUCUAUGGAUUUACCUUUUCUGGACAUUCCACAUAAAUAGAAUCAUGAAAUAUAUGACCUUUUGUGUUUGGCUUUCACUUAGCAUAAUGUUUUCAAGGUUUAUCCCUACUGUAGCAUGUAUCAGUACUUGAUUUCUUUUUGUAGAUGAAUAAUAUUCCAUAUUCUCGAUAGAAUUUUGUUUAUCCAUUCAUCAGUUGAUAGAUAGUUGGGUUGUUUCCAUGUUUUUGGCUAUUGUGAAUAAUGCUAUGAACAUUCAUGUACAGGUUUUUGUGUAGAUGUACACUUUCAUUUCUCUUGGGUAGAUACCUAAAAGUGGAAUUGCUAGGUCAUCUGGUAAUUCUAUGUUUAACAUUUUGAGUAGCUGCUAAACUGUUUUUCCAAAGUGGUGUCACCAUUUUGCAUCCCUCCUAGCAAUAGAUGCAGGUUUCAAUUUCUUCAGAUCUUCACCAACACUUGCUGUUGUCUGUCUUAUUGACUGUAGCCAUCCUAGUUUGUGUAAAGUAAUAUCUCAUUGUGGUUUUCAUUUACAUUUCCCUAAUGAUUAGUGAUGUUGAGCAUCUUUUCAUGUGCUUAUUGACCAUUUGUAUACGCUCUUUGGAGAAAUACCUAUUCAAACCCUUUGUCCACUUUUUAAUUGGCUUGUCUUUUUAUUAUUGACUUGUAAGAGUUCUUUAUAUAUUCUGUAUACAAGUCCCUUAUCAGAUAUAUGAUUUGCAGACAUUUUCUCCCAUUCUCACUUGCUUUAGAUGCACGUGUCACAUCGCUACUGUUGGUACUUUCACUUUGCCAUUCACACAAUUUUAUGAGAUUAAGAUGCAAUAAAAUAAUCAAGUACUUUCCCAAUCAUUGCUAGGCAGAUGGAUGUGGAGACCACCCAUGCAGAAACUGAACAGUUGGCAGAUAAGCAGUGCCACCUUGCCGUCUUGUCCUUUGAUGUCUCUCCCUCACAUGCAGAAACCUGAACUCAAUGGGAAGCUUAGAGGUGUCAUCAUGUAACAUGUGAAAUAAUAACUACCGCUUAUUGAGCACUUACUAUAUGCAAGACAUUGUGCUAAGUGCUUUACAUUUAUCACAUAUGAUUUUCACAGAAGCCCUAUAAGAGAAGUACUAUUAUCUCAUUUUAUAGAUGAAGAAAACUCAGACUCUUAUAGUUUAAGUUGUCAAUGGUUCUACAGCAAAUAAAUUGGCAGAGGUGGGAUUCAAACCAAGUGCUUCAGAGUAAGGAGCCCUUGCUCUUAUCCAUGAUGCCAAGAGCCGCGAUACCUGUCAAGUGCCAGGCUGCAGACAAGGGCCAGAGCCAGAGGAAUCUUUCACAGGUUCUCAGUGGAAUAAGGAAAAUAAGGCUAAAUUUAUUCCAUUUAGAUGACUGCCCUUUAUUUUGAGAUUCUUCCUACUUUUUUGGUAUUCUGUAUCGCCUACUAACGAAACCAAAAGACAGUAUUUUUCUUACCGUUAUUAUAAAAGAAAUAUAGUCACAUGGUAAAAUAUUCAAAUAGGAAAAUGCAUUAUUAGCUUCAAAUUCUUUCUGCCUUUCCUUCCUUGACCUGCAGUCUCCACCAUAGAGGCAACCACAAUUACUAGUUUGUGUAUCCUUCAUAUACAUAUGUGCAUGAAUGGGUGUAUAAAAUUUUCUUGAAAUACAAAUGGAACUUAUACUCUACAUACUGCUCUGUAUCUUUUCUUUUUUCACUUAAUAUCUUGGUAUCGUUGAAUAUAUUUAAUUUAUUGAAAAAACGUUGACUGAGUCCCUACUCUGGUAGCCGCCAGAAUUGGAGAAUUAGUGUUGUAUGCACUCGAGCUACAGCAGCAAAUAAUACAGACAUGGUCCCUGCCUUCAUGGAGCUUAUAUUGUAAUGGGACAGACAGUCACACAACAAAAAGAAUAAUAAUAAAAGAGAUUAAUUGCAUGUUGUGAUGAAUGCGAAUAAGAAAAGACACUGAACAGAGAACAGAUGGGCACAGGAAACCAACUGCUCUUAAUCUCUCUGGGGAGAUGACAUUUAAAUUAAGACUUGAGGGAUGGAGCCAGCCAUAAAGGAGCAGGUGGAACAGCAUUCCAGUCAGAGGGAACUGCCAGUGCAGAGACCUUGAGGUAGGAAGGAGCUUGGCCUUUUUGAGGAACUUACAGAAGAAUAAUUAGAGCUGAGGCACGGGGAGCAGGGCAAAGAGAUGGCAGGGGGCAGUGUCAGAAUGCACUGGGAAGCUGGUGAGGGGUCUUAAGGAGGGUGUGGCAUGGUCUAGUUUGUGUAGAUGCUCCCUAGAGAACAAGUGACUUAGUGACCUGCUCAGAGGCCAGUGAAACACUUCAGGCAAAAGAUGAUGGUGAGCUGGGCUAGGCGGCUGGCUGCAGAAAAUGAAGCAAAGAGGACAGAUUCUAAAUAUCUAUUGGAAGUAGAAGAAAGUGCCUUGAUGAUGGGUUGGCUUGGAGUGGGGUGAGAGGGAGGGAGAGUCACGGGUGAUGCAGGUCUCAAUUUAUGAAUUUGGGUAUCAGAGAAGGUUAACUUGAACAUCGUGGUCUGUGAUGCCUCUGGAACAUUCCAAGCAAAGAGCUGAAUGUUGUUAUCUGGAGUUCAGAGGAGAGGUCUCAGCUAGAAUUAUAAAGCUGGGGGUUAUCAACCUGCAAUUUUAAAUAUCUGGGGGUAGGUUUGGGUAUGGAAAAGAAUGUUACAGUUACUGACUCAAGUUGCCCAUUUAAAAACGUAGCUUCUCCUAAAGGCUUUAAAUUCAACUUACAAAUCUUGUUAUUCCAUUAUAAGUCUAGUAAUUUUUUGUAUGAAGAUAAGGACAAUCACUUUCACUUGUUCUGAUUACUAUUAAAUUAAUUCUUAAAUUUAGUAGCUUCAGUCCUCAAACAUUUAACAGACUUACAGCCUUAAUUAAUCAAAUUUCCUUAGACAUUUCAGACUACAGUUACAAAAUUAAUAUGCCUGAUUUUCUCAAACACUUUAAAUGUCCAAUAAGGGCAGACUUACAAAUCUAAAAAGCCAGAUCUUUCUAAGCACUUAACCAUAUGUUGUAGAUUCAUUACCUAAAGUUACAAAUGUAACAAGUCAGAUUCUCUGGGCCAUUUCAAGAAUCUUAAAUCCUACACAAAGCAGAACAAGAUCACAGAAACUUCUCUCCUGUAUUCAUUCCUUCAAUAUCUGAAUAUUUAUUUAUAUCUCCCCUCUGGAGUUACAGAUUUACUCCCCCAGCAAGGGGAUCAGAAUUUUUUCCAAAUAUUACUAUUUGGAACUAACCUAUAUAACAACAUGGGGAAAGCUUAUGAGAAAGCUUUCCUUGAAGAAAGACUACAAAAUUGUAUGUAAAGGAUGGUUAAAAGCAUGUGCCCCGCCCCCAAGAAAAUACAUAGAGGCUGGGGGUAAUUAGGAGAGAAACCGCACAGUAAUUUGAACAGGGAAAGGUUAAUAUAAAGAUUUAUUAAUUGUAACAGGGGACUGUAGUAACGAGGCAUUGCCCAGUAAGAAGUAAAGAGAACUCUGAAGAAUACAGGAAGAGCAGAUGGAAGGAGCAGACAAUACUCCUGGGGCUGAGAGAGAGGACCCAGGAGAAAGGACCCCCUGCCCCUCCCCCACCAGAAGGGUAGUGCCAGGGGAAGCUGGUGCUGAAGAAACUGUGUGUACUGCAGUAGCCUGGUGCUGGAUGCAAAUGCUAUUUUGAAACAAAUAUAUGUGGGAAAUGUAGGAGCUCUUAUCCAUACUAAUCAAGUUUGAAAGCAACAUCACACACUGCCUUGUACAGAUACCCAGCUGUUUUCUGUGUUGAUGUCUGAGCUCCCCUGCUAGAAGAUAUCCUCUUUUAAAGCAAGGAUUAUAUUUCAUCUUCCUCGUAUGGCCAAGCCUGAAGUGAGUAUACAUUAUAUGCUCAAUAAUUUAUUUUUGAAUAUAUGAACUCUGAGGGAAGAAUCCUACUCAGCUUGCCUUUUUUCCAUUAAUUUUUUAUUCUCUGUUUUCCUACUGUAAAGGCAAGAAAUAUUUACUGGGGAAAAUGCAAAGGUAGAAUAAAGGGAGGAAAAUAUCCAUCAUAAUUACUGUUGGUACUUUGGUGUAUUUCUUAGGCACAAAUAGUUGUUUUUCUUUUUUUAAAAACAUAGAUGUACACACAUCAUAUCCCAUAUGCAAUGUUAUAUCCUGUAUCUUAAACUUAACGUAAAUAAAGCACUUCUCCAACUCAUCAACUCUU
Messenger RNA from Orcinus orca (killer whale), 18429 nucleotides. RefSeq names its product polypeptide N-acetylgalactosaminyltransferase 10 (gene GALNT10). The record is from RefSeq and is a predicted model, not a curated record. Gene Ontology annotation, cellular component: Golgi apparatus. The transcript is spliced from 12 exons. Bases 3352 to 4872 code for a protein of 506 amino acids. Lineage: Eukaryota; Metazoa; Chordata; Mammalia; Artiodactyla; Delphinidae.